CUUUCAACCGGAGGAAAUCGCAAAUCGCAGUCCUCUAUUGUUUUUCUUUCACUUGCCGUGGAAAUCCGUCGCGAAAAAUCAACAUGGUUCCUGUGCAUAACGUGAAAAAAGUGUGAAUGUGUUUGAUGUGACCAAUUUGGAUUACCAGAGUCGUUGUCACCUUGUGUUUAGAACGCAGCAAGUAUACUGUCAGGCGUGGAAAGGGACCGUCUGCGUGAGCGGGAACGGCAGGCGCGUGCCCAAAUGUCAUCGCAGGUGGCCGCACAAGAGCAUGAGGUUGUCGGAGGGCCGUCGCCUGGCGGAAACUAUCUCUUCCAAGAACCGAUUAGGUUUACUGAUCACGGAUCUGAUGAUACAAUUUUACAAGCCUCGUUGAAAGUUGAGAAGCAUAUCGAGAAUAUAAAAGUGUGUAAAGAAAUCAACAAACAAAAAUAUGUUAUUUUUUCGAAAAUCAUAACUGUAUGCUUAAUUACAUAG
This is a messenger RNA of Acanthoscelides obtectus, 477 nucleotides long. The record is from the annotation of a GenBank genome assembly. Lineage: Eukaryota; Metazoa; Arthropoda; Insecta; Coleoptera; Chrysomelidae.